This is a messenger RNA of Heterocephalus glaber (naked mole-rat), 3576 nucleotides long. The record is from RefSeq and is a predicted model, not a curated record. NCBI's taxonomy places the organism in Eukaryota, Metazoa, Chordata, Mammalia, Rodentia, Bathyergidae.
GCUGACGUGGCCCCAACCCCCGGCAACGCGGGCGGGAUCGCAACAUGGCUGCGGGGCGAGCGCUGCAGCUGUCCCUGCUGCUGUCGCUGCUGCUGUCCGGGCCGCCCGGUCGGGUGAGGGGACAGCGGUCUCAGGACCGCGGCCGCCGCUUCUCGGACUUCAAGAGCUGCGGUGAUCCCGAGUGCAGCAUGUUAAUGUGCUGGGGUAAAGCUGUUGGAGAUUUCACAGGCCCGGAUUGUCGCUUUGUGAAUUUUAAAAAAGGUGACUCUAUACAUGUCUACUAUAAACUGGUAGGGGGAUCGCCUGAACUUUGGGCUGGAAACGUUGGAUUUUUUUUUGGAUAUUUCCCAAAGGAUUUAGUCAAGAUAGAACAAGUAUAUGCCAAAGAGGAACUACAAGUCCCAGCAGAUGAGACAGACUUUGUCUGUUUUGAUGGGAGAAAUGAUAUGUUUGAUAACUAUAACGUAGAAGAACUCUUAGGGGUUUUGGAACCCUAUAACUCUGGAACUGAAGAUGCUGAGAAAGCGCCUCCACAUGCAGAGCAGCCUCCGGAGGGCUCCGCGGGAAGCGAGCCCAAGGCCCACAGCAGCAGUGCCGCCGAGGGAGGCGGCCCGGAGCACCAGCCCCACGCUGACCCAGGUGCCCGGGCGGAGGCGCCAUCCUCAGAGGCGCUGGAAGAAAUGCUGCAGGGGAAGCUGAGGGCGCCGCAGAGCGAGGACAGCAGGGCCAGCACUUCUCAGGCCGCCUCCGCUGAGCAGAAGGUGGACACUUACAAGCUCCCGAAGGAGAUGGCUCUAGGCUUGAAGACCAAGUUCGGCUCCACUGCCGAUGCUAUGGUGUCGGAUGACGAGGCGACUGCGCUGGUGACCGCCCCGGAAGGUGCUCUGGACAAGGCGCCGGACGCCGAGGCCUGCUCGGAGGAGGAGGAGGAGGAGGAGGAGGAGGAGGAGGAGGGGAAUGGAGGCGGCCUGGACGAGCUGCCGCUGCUGACCUUCAGCAGCGGGGAAGAGCCGAGCCGGGCAGCGGAGCCCGGGCUGGAGGAAGAGGACAGCACCGUGGCAGCUCGGCACCCCAGCAUGGGAACCGGCCAGAACGGCAUCCUGGCCACCUGGGGGAGCACUCUGUUCUCCAUUGUCGCCUCCGGCCAGAGGGGCACGCAAGACUUGGAGGGCUCUCACUCAGAAGGAGCACAGGAAGGUGACCCCGAGAGCAGCGAACAGGGGAAGCCACAAGCUGUGGCAGAUUAUUUUGACUCUGAAAACUUAGAUGAUUUUUUUGUAGAAGUCUUUAAAACAAAUGAUGAAAAUGACUCAGGAAUGGACACAGAACCUGACAAUAAGGAAAAUGGCAGUGAUGCUGAGGAACCAGAGUCCCCACUCGAGGCUGCCCGGCACGGAGGGACAGUUCCACACGGCUCUGCUGCGAGCCUGGGGCUGAGGCCCCUGCCGGCUGCCGGAAAGGGCAAGGACGCCCCUCAGCCAGCUUCUGAGAACAGAGACAGUGACCCGCAGGAAGCAGCUGUGGGCGAUGCAGAAGACACACUCAGGGAGGGAAGACCUGGAGCCCAGACGUCGGCUGCCGGCCCAGAGAGCGGCUCUGCUCUGAACGGUGUGGGCAGUCGGGCGACUGAAGGGACUGAGGGGAUGAGAGAGCAGGAAUCCCCCGGCGCUGUGCCACCGCCCGGAGAGGAUCUGCACACCUCGACCCCAGAUGGUGUGCAGGUGGCUGGGGGUGCGGCCCCGGGGCCCAGCUUGCACCCUGGCCCAGCGCGGCACCAACUCGAAGAGCAGAGAGAGGAAACAGGCCUGACAGCCCCAGGCCACCCUCUGUUCCCUCCUCCAGAUGGAGUGAGAUUGGCAGGAAAACUGGAAGAGGAGGUCCCCCCUCUGGGAGAUCGUUCCCGGCUGCAACAGAGAGAUGCUGCCCUCAGGGAGCGAGCGACUGAAAUGGAGUCAGCUCAGCACGAGGCAGAAGAGAGGGACCCAGCAGAGGAGAGGGAGCUGCCCGAUGGUGCGGCUGCCCCAGGCUCCCAUGCCCAAGAGACAGAGGGGGACGAGGAGAGGACGGAGGAGGAAGAGGAGCCAGAGGGCGACGAGGAGCUCCCAGAAGAGCUGCUGGAAGAUGAAAAUGCAGUCAGUGCUAAACAGUCUCAAGAAAUUCACCCGGAAGUCGGGGAUGGGAAGCCGCCUAUUAACCCACGAGGUUCUGUAGGGGCGCAGUUAGGGACCAUUCACCCCGAUCCAGCAGCCGAAGAAAACCAGCAGGAACCUAACGUGAUUCUUGUGAUUGAAGACGAAAAUGCUACUGCAGCAAGACAGGGAGAUGGGCCAAGUAGGGGCCUGGGCAGCGCUGUGGUGGGGAGAGAGGACGGAGGUCCCCCGGCACCAGAGAUCAGCGAGCCUGAGGGCAGGGAGAAGGCCCCCUCACCAGGCCCACGUGAGGCCCUGCAGAAGGAAGACUCGGUGGGGGUGUGGCCGGGCGGGGACAGCACAGGGCCUGUGGAGAGGCCUUCGGGGGAGCCCUCUGAGGAGGCCCAGAAGGCUGGGGACCCGAGGAGCCUGGGGCCCUUCCCUGCAUACCCCAUAGAUGACCUGUCCCGGCAGAGUCCACUCGCUGCGCUAGGGGAAGACUGGCCCAUCAUCCUCAGCGUCUUCAAGGACCUGGAAGUCUUGGAGCGCUUCCUCAAGUACAUGGAUGUCCUCAAGCUGGAAGCUAUGCUGCAGGACAUGUCCCUGAAGCUGAAGGCGGCGCAGCAGGAGAGCCUGCCUUACAACGCAGACAAGGUGCUGGACAAGGUCUUCCGGGCCUCCGAGGCGCAGAUCCUGAGCGCAGCAGAGAAGAUGCUGGAUGCCCGCACGACCAGGAACAGAGAGCUGGGGGCGAAGGAAAGCAAUGUGCUGGAAGAGUAUGCCGUGCUAGAUGACGUGCAGGACCUCAUCUACUUCGUCAGGUACAAGCACUUGGCCGAGGAAGAGCCCGUCCCGCUGAGCACGGCCCCGACUCUGGAGGACUGCUGGAGGGGACCUGCCCAAGAGACGCAGCCGCCCCCUAGCGAUCUGUUCCCUCGAGAGAACACGGAAGAUGCUGGCACGAAGCUCCCGGAAGAGCCCAGCCCCUGGGGCCAGCCGGCGACCAGGGUAGCAGGCGGCUCCGCCGAGGAACAGACACCGAAUCCCAAGGAGGACGAAGCCCCAGUUUUAGGGGUGAUUACGACAGAAGGCCCCGAAGCUGACCCAGGAGGUACUACGGAGAGCCAGCAAGAGAUGAACAGGCAGGAGCCGGCCCACACCAGCCCUUUGGAAAGCGUAGUCCCGAAGCAUAGUUCAUUCAUGCCUUACCUCAGCAAGAUGUAUUUAGGCGCAGUUUCCUAAGACUUCUUAACCUUACGAUUAUCUAACAUACCUGUGUGAUCCAAACUGGGAAUGACGUCUGUUGGGAGAACUCUAGCUUUGGCGGCAGUGAUGUUGCCCUCCUUUGUAACAACAGGUCUUUUAUUGAUGGACAUUUUGUUGCCAGUCUUUUGUUGUUACAAAUAAUUGUGGAAUUACAAAAUUUUAUAAAUGUAUCCUUCCAACA